AUGAACUUAUUAUACAGAUACAAGUACAAGGUAGCACAUGUCAAUUUAACAAUGAUACUUUCGUUAGAAGCGGUAACGUUCAUUCUGUUAGUUAGCGUCGUAUGGAUGAAGAUGAGCAAAAGAGGAUUCCUUGAUCUCAUCGAUGAUACUUUCUGGGGGAAUGGGGACAGUAAGGGAGAGGGUAGUAGCGAACAGGAAGAAGAUCAGGUUAAAGAGAUUGAAGAUCUACCUGACGACAAAUUGAAAGAGUGUAUAGGAGAAAAAACUGAGGAAAUUGAAGCUUUAGUGAAAAAUGAUCUCGACUGUUGGGAGGAUGUACGAAGUGAAGUAGAGAAAAAUUUUCGAAACGUCAAACCUGGUAAUCCGUUUCGAGAGAACUUACUCUUCGGUGGAUUUUCUCGAACGAAUGCUGCCGAUUACUACCAUGAAGAUCAGAAUAAAAGGGCAGAACGACAGUCUUCCAGGCGUUCUAAUGAACAACAUCACGGUAACAAUCAGGUAUUGGCAAGAAAUCGCCUCGAUGGUGCUAUUGAUGGUGAUCAUCCGGGCGUGUGUACGGAAAUUGCACUGCGAAGGGAAAAGAAUCAACUGGAGAAGCGUACAGAAGUCAACCUUUCGAAAACCUUCAACUCUACAAGCUGUAAGAAGCACUCUCCAACUCCAAGCGUACAAAGAUCAAAGGAGCGCCGGAACACCGCAAAACGUGAUGGAGACGACGACGAGAAGGAGAGCUGGGAGAAGGAAUUGGUUUCCUCUGGCAGUGGAAGUAGCGUAACCGAAAAAUCAGGGGAUAGUCCACGAGUUGGAUGGAAUAAUAGUGAGCGCACGGAUUUAAAUAUGAUUGACGAGCAGUAUGUCGAGUACUACGAGUAUCUUUGUCAAGGAAUUCAGAAGCUCUUCGAGAGUGGAAUAACUCUUAAUUCCGACUGCGAGUCUCGUAGCGGUAUGGCGUCAUUUCAGCAGCCAACAAUGUGCCGUGCACUCAAGUCAAAAUACUACCGCCAGUACAACAUGGGGCCAGAAAUUUACAGCCGGAAAGUAUUCGUUGGUGGCUUGCCUAUUGAUAUUGAGGAAGAUGAACUGGUUGAAACGUUCGCUCGUUUCGGACCUUUAGUAGUUGAUUGGCCGAACAAGAACGAAACUAAAAGUUAUUUCCCGCCGAAAGGCUAUGUCUUCCUGAUUUUCAACCACGAAUCGUCUGUACGAACGUUGGUGCAGCAUUGUACUGUUGAGGAUGAGAAGCUUUUUCUCUUCAUAAGUUCUCCUAUGAAUGCGGAAAAACUUAAAGUACAAAUCCGUCCGUGGCGCUUAGCUGAUGCAGAUUAUUUGGUGGACGUGAAUGUGCCCAUAAAUCUGCGUCGAGUUGUCUUUGUAGGUGGAGUUCCGAGGCCCAUUCGAGCGGUGGAAUUGGCACAUAUCAUGGAUAGGCUGUAUGGAAGCGUUGCUUGUGCAGGAAUUGACACAGACGUCGAGUAUAAAUACCCAAAAGGAGCGGGAAGGGUCGCGUUUACGAACUACAACUCUUACAUGAAGGCUAUCACAGAAAGGUAUGCUCAAUUGAGUCAUGGAGAAGUGGAAAAGAGGGUUGAAAUGAAGCCGUACGUGUUGGACGAUCAGAUUUGUGAAGAGUGUAUUCGCGAACCGAACGGUGGAAGACAUGCACCUUUCUUCUGUCCCCAUUUGGAGUGCCUACAGUACUACUGCGAAUCAUGCUGGACAUCAAUGCAUGGAAGCCCUUUGCGUGAGCAUCACAAACCUCUAGUGAAAGAAGCAUAA
Molecule: messenger RNA, 1776 nt
Organism: Necator americanus (New World hookworm)
Lineage: Eukaryota; Metazoa; Nematoda; Chromadorea; Rhabditida; Ancylostomatidae
Exons: 16
Coding region: 1-1776 (591 amino acids)
Biological process (GO): negative regulation of cytoplasmic translation
Cellular component (GO): neuron projection; cytoplasm; nucleus
Molecular function (GO): translation factor activity, RNA binding; mRNA 3'-UTR binding; ribosome binding
Source: RefSeq, a predicted model, not a curated record